UUUAAACCCAAAUACAACUAAUGCUUCUUUAGGUCAUCAUGAUAAUUAUCAUGGAUAAAUUCUUGUUAAUUAGCCCUCUCCCCUCCUAAUCACACACACACUAAAUUAAUCACACAACAUAAUGGACGAUGAAAAAACGACAGUGCGUUUUGGUGUCCUUGGUUGUGCUCACAUCUCUAUCAAGCUUUGCAAGGCCAUACUUAGAGCACCAAAUGCCACUCUUCAAGCCAUAGGCAGCCGUUCCCUAGAGAAGGCAACUGCCUUCGCGGCCGAGAACGGCCUGCCGGAGGCAGUUAGGGUUUAUGGUAACUAUGAAGGUGUUCUUGAUGAUGAUCACGUGGAUGCUGUAUACAUUCCUCUCCCAACAGCUCUGCACGUGACAUGGGCAGUAAGAGCUGCUGAGAGAGGAAAGCAUAUACUUUUGGAGAAACCGGUGGCGAUGAACACGGCGGAGCUUGACCGAAUUCUGGAGGCUUGUGAGGGUAAUGGGGUUCAAUUCAUGGAUGGGACCAUGUGGGUGCACCACCCUCGUACGGCUAAAAUGAAGGAAGCUUUAUCUGAUGAACAACGUUUUGGUCAACUCAAAUGGAUACACAGUUGUCUCACGUACAAUCCCGGACCGGAAUUUCUAAAGCAUAGCAUCCGUGCAAAGCCGGACCUGGACGGCCUCGGCGCCCUCGGCGACACCGGCUGGUACUGCAUACGCGCCAUAUUGUGGGCCAUGAACUACGAACUUCCAAAAUCAGUGCUCGCUUUUCCCGGAGCCAUUCUCAACGAACAAGGUGUAAUAAUUUCAUGCGGCUCAGCCUUGCAUUGGGAAGAUGGAAGAUCUGCAACGUUCCAUUGCUCCUUCUUAUCUUACGUAACCUUUGACGUCACUGCUUUGGGAACGAAAGGAUGUCUCCGUCUUCACGAUUUCACUCUUCCGUUUGAGGAGAAUUUCGGUUAUGGAACCUUCUAUGAGGCUUCGGAGAUGGAUUAUGGGAAGAUUGAAGCGGGAAGAUGGUGCCCUAAGCCUAAUGAGCAUGUUGUGGAGACUGAGGUUCCUCAAGAGGUUUUGAUGGUUAAAAAAUUUGCUGAGUUGGUUUAUAAUAUUAAGUUUUGUGGAGAGAAGCCUCUCAAGGAAUGGAGUGUUGUGAGUAGAAAGACUCAAAUUGUGUUGGAUGCAGUGAAAGAAUCUAUUCAGAGAAAUUAUCAGCCUGUUGAAAUUAAUUAAAUAAUUGUGAAUUAUUAUUAUAUUAGAUCUUGGAGUAGUAGUAUAUAAUGUAUUUAAUUUGGUUAAGGACUUUGUUGCUUUGCUGUGAAAGGCUUCUUCAUGGUUAAUGUUGAUUUGAGUUUAUGUUUAA
Messenger RNA from Arachis duranensis, 1346 nucleotides. RefSeq lists its product as uncharacterized. Gene Ontology annotation, molecular function: nucleotide binding. NCBI's taxonomy places the organism in Eukaryota, Viridiplantae, Streptophyta, Magnoliopsida, Fabales, Fabaceae. Bases 122 to 1216 code for a protein of 364 amino acids. The record is from RefSeq and is a predicted model, not a curated record. The transcript has 2 exons.